AAGUUUCUAUACAUCUUUACUUUUCUUUUCUGUGUUUAUUGUCGUCUGAGCAGUGAAUACGAAACUAGCCGUUUGUGUUCAUUUGCUCUUAGAUAAAUUAAUCUUGUUCAUUGUCAGGCACAAAAGAAAAACGAAGUAUUAAGUGUUUUACAAUGUUUACAUAAUAAGUCACUUAAAAUAUUACCAUGAAUUUAGUAGUGUGGAUAAUAUGCUUAACGAUAUGCAUUGUACAUGGAGAUCGCCAGGAGGAUUUAGAGGCUGUUGUUUUACAGAAGGAUCUGCAAGAAUAUUUCAGGCGUUUAUCCCAGCAGCCGCCGGUGCAGACUACACACAAUUUUCGCACUGCGUUUUUACCUGAAAACACUCCAUCAUUAGGGCAGCAGUCAGAGGAUCCUGUAGAAGAACUUGUGUAUCCCUUCCCUUCGUUAAAGGGUCCAUUUCAAAGUAAUUCGAACAGAGAAUCACACAGUUUUGCAGCUUCAUCUGCAUCCAUAAAGAGACCAAAUAAUGAUGGAGAAGCAAAUGCCAAAGCAAUGGCAUUCUCUUCCCUUAAGGAUGUGGAUGCUGAAGAGCAUAUUGGAGAAAACAUAGAUUCUCCCGACAAAAGCUCUACUACAUUUAGUGAUAUGUACAGAACAUCUUCUGCACAAGAUGAAGCCGUUGGCACUUCACCUAAAAAAGGUGACCCAUACACACUAAAACAACAACAAGUUGAAACAGUUAUUAGGAAAGAGGAUGAAUCUUUCAGUGAUGUUUACUUUGUUGCAAUCGUAGCAGGAUGCUGCGCUGUUGGUAUAUUUGGUGUUAUAUCAGCUGGCAUCUGUUUUUACAGGUUACAGAAAAGUCAAAAAGCGGCUGCUGAUGUAGAUUAUCCUGCUUAUGGAGUGACUGGACCUUGCAAAGAUGUUACAUCUCCCAAUGGAGACAGGAAGUUAGCACAGAGUGCUCAGAUGUAUCAUUUUCAACUGCAAAAACAACAAAUGAUUGCUGUGGAAAAAGCUGGUUCCACCAAAAAUACAUCUGCUUCAGAUGUUGAUUCUGAAGAAGAAAAUGAAGAAGGAGAUUAUACAGUAUAUGAAUGCCCAGGCUUAGCACCAACUGGAGAAAUGGAAGUUAAAAAUCCCUUGUUUCAUGAUGAUUCCACCCCUGUAUCUCCUCCCAUGCUCCCUGAUAAAACAGAUGGCCCUCACCAGCAUAACUGAAUUCUCUGUUUUGCCAGUGAAGUCCUUGCUCAUCUGCUACACCUGUUACUGUAAUAAAAACCUUUGUUCUUGCUUUCUAUAGUUAAACCCCAUACCUUAUCCAUUCUUUAACGGGAUUCAACUAUACACGGACUUUAAAACAAAAAUUGGAUUUAUUAUUAUAACUGAAGCAUACAAAUCAUAACUAAAAAGGGAUUAUCACUUUUUUAUUUGAAUACAGUUUGUUGAUAAUUGUUUGUAACAAAUUCUUUCGUCUUAGACCUGAAUUAUCCUAAACCUGUUGAGUAAAAAAUUGAAAUCUCAGUGUUUUCAACUUGUUUACAUUUUUUUUACUAUGUUGUUUUAUGUUAUUUUAAAGUUUGUUAGUAUUUUAAAAAUGUAUUAUUUUAGCCGUUACUAUUAUUUACUAAUUAGUUUUAAAUAUGGAUUCUGUUUGGUGAUUAUUCAUGUUAAUACUCAUAAUUUAAGUUUGUAAUGAACUAUUUCUUAUCAAUAAUUUUUUUCAAGCUUUCCCUUUAACCAUAAGUUGAAGAAUAUUUUUUAAAAAUAGUUAACAAAUAAUAAUAGUUCACUUUAUUACGUAAAAUUUUGUUCCAACUACAAAAUAAAAUAUAGAAUUCAAAAUGUAACAGAUGUUAGAGAGUCUAAUGGAAGCUUCCUUAUUGACUUUAUUUUGUGUACAACAAAAUUUUAAAGUAGAUUUUAUUUCAAUUAAAUUUGUUUAUUUGCUUGAAUUCAUUUCUCUCUAUAUAUGUAAGAAAAAUUGUCAUAAAAAUUACUAAAUGUAAAUUUUUGAUUAGUUAAAGUGUUAUAAGCUGUUAGAAAUUUUUUUUUCCCUUUUAAAGUAAGCAUUCUAAUGUAACUUCACUCAAAGUAAUUUUUUUUUAAAUGUUGUUGAUUAAAUAAUAAUGUGUAGGUUCAGUCUUGUUAAAGAUAACCCUAACCUCUUUCUGUAUCCUUCUAUAAAAUAAUAGUUUAUGAACUUAAAAGUAGGAAAAAGAGUUAAUAGUUAUUUUUGUUUUGAAUAUAUAUUAUUGAAUAGAUAUAGUCUUUCUGAUUUUAUAAAUCUUUUAUGUCUAGUCACACCAUGAAAUAUGUUUGUUACAGUUACAGUUAAAUAUUUUAAAGCUAUGCAAUUAAGUGCAUUGUAAUGCUAGUCAAUGAAAGAGCACAUUCGUGGAAAGAAGUUACAUUUCUUGUAAUUUAAAAAUAUUUAUGAUUCUUAUGUUUUAAAAAUGUACAGUUUAAAAAAUAUAUACAUAUAUUUAUCUUCUAGUCAGUGUAAAUGAUUAUUACAAUAAAAACAACAAAUUAUAGCUAGAAAUUGUAGAAAUUUUUAAAAUCAAACUAAAAUUAUUUCUAGAUUUUAUUGUUAUAACAUAUUUAUUUAUAAAAAAUUUUUUCUCGAUAAUUCGGUUUUUAUUGUUAGAAUUUGAUGACAUAAUUCUGCAGAAAUACUGUAUUUAUUUAUUCAACAUGUCUAUAUUUUUAGACAUUAUUUUCAAGCAUUUAUCAUUAUUAAUCCAUGCAGUAGACUUCCAUUCAUGUUUCAUUGCUUGUUAAGCUAACUUUUCUUUUAGUAUUCAAAAACUAUUUUAUGAAAAAAAUAAUAUAAUUAAAAAAUAUACUCUUCAUUCGAUUAAUUAAUUAGAAAAUUUAGUUUAGUUUUAAAAGAUAACAGCAUUUUAGAAAUAUUUAUUCUUUUGUUUCUUGAAAGUUUUUUUUUUAUUUCUCUGAAAUAUAUCUAGAUGUUUGGGAGACUACUGUAGAGUAUAAUUAUUUGAAACUAAAGAAUAUUAUUAAGGGUGAUUUAAAACCAAAUUUGUGUGUUGCAAUUAUAGAAGGGUUAAUUUUUCAAUGUAUGCAUUUAAAAAUUUAUAUAUAUUUUUUGCAAGUAUUUUUGUAAAAAUAAAGUACUAAUUAUGUUAACACAUUGUUGACCAGUGACGAGUUAACUCGUCAUUGCACUUGUAUUAUCUAUUUUAAUUCACAAAACCCAGGGCGUUAUAGAAUAUUGAUAAUUUUAUUUCAUUCAGUAAAAUUCAAAUAAAAUUUAUUAAAGUUCAAAUGAAAUUUAUUCAAGUUCAAAUAAAAUUUAUUGGAGUGCAUUUAGAAUAUUUUAUUUUACUUUCAUAUUCAAUUACAAAUUAAUAGCUGGUGACAUGACAUAGUUUCUGUGUAAAAUUGUCGGUCAACAAAGUGUUAAGAUUUUAGAAAGUUUUCACAGUCGGGUUUUUAUUUUUUUUAAAACUUAAAAUUUUUAGUUAAAAUUCUAUAUUUUAUUAUUAUUAGAUAAAUUAAAGUUAUAUUAAAAUCAAAAUAUGGUUUAUCUUUAAAAUAAGUGAAUAUUGUAAAUUAGCAGUAGAUCUGUAUUAAAAGCUAUGUCUAAUAAAUAAACACAAAGUAUGAUAUGGAAAGCAGCAAACUAAUUGUAUUUUUGUUGAAUUGAAUUAAUAUUAUUUUUAAAAUUAUGUUUGAAAUAAACUUUAGUAUUGUACGUCCAUUUAAGAUUGUUGGUAAUUGUUAAAGUAUAUUUUUUACUUUUUAAAAGUGCAGCAAGGUUAUGAUUAAGUCGAUUUACCCAAAUUACUUCCGAUUGUACAGAUUGUAUAUUUAACUGUGUGUAAGUGGGAAAAGAAAAUUGUUAAUGUUAUUCUGUAAAGAGUUUUUUAAAUAUAUAUCUAUCCAUAUCAAAUCAAAACACUUAACUUAGGAAUAUGAUUGGGCUUUUUGCAUUGCAAGUUCAGUUUAAAUAAUUUUAAGAACUAUGCAUAAUUUUUUUAUUACUUUCUUAGCAGUAUUUGGAAUGUAAUAUUUUUGUGCGAAACAAAUCAGAGUAGAAAGCAUCUUUAAUUUAAGUUAUUGAAAAAAAUUAUAACAUUUCCUAUCAUAUAUCGUAAACAGAAGUAUUAUCUAGUCAUGCUCAACCUCUAUCUAUUUAAAAUUGUUUUUAUCUUAUAUAAUUAAAAUAGUUACUAAUGAUAACUUUAAUGAAUUAGCCAAAAUAUAUUGAAAUUUUUUUUUGCUGAAAUUUAAAAUAUCAAAUCUUGAGAAAAUAAGAUUGGGGCAAUAUUAAGAUCGUUUUAAACCUAAUAAUGUAUCUGUUUAAACGUAUCUUUAAAUGAAAUUAAAAAUAUUAAAGAAUCAUUUUGAAGACAAAUAAGUAGCGGAAAAUGCCUUAUUAAAAAAAUUGCAAUCAAUAUUUUGAACAAAUUUAGAGUGUUCACUAUAUUAAUUGCAAUUGAAAGACCAUCUAAGAUUCACAAAACAUGACUCUGGUUGAGAGUGCACUGUAUAACAUUAUUAUUUUAAAGUCUAGCGUAUUAGGUGUUAAAAUUCCUUGUUUUUAAAUUAAAAUUACAGAUUAAAUUUUUUAGCUAUGAGUAAGAUGAGAAAAGGGAGAGAAAAACUGUUUUGGAAUAGCGAUUCUAAGCACAACAUACUUGAGCACUUUUGCUGUUUAUAGAUAUGCAUUUACAUAGUUAGCUUAAUUCCUCGAGUGUUCCAAUGUUCUGUUUAAUAUUGAAACUGAUUAAUAAAAACAUUCCAUUUAUUUUUUAAUAAUUUGUCCCGUGCGUUUUUCUCCAAUUCAUUGAAUGAUAAGCUCUUGAAAUGUGAAAUUGCAUUUAUUUAUUAAUGAUACUGAUAAAGAAAUUGUGUUUAAUAACAGUUGCACUUGUAUUUAAAACUUUUGUUUAAAGAACUAUUUGAAAUAUCAAGAAUAAUUUCACACAUUACCAUAAUUAAACUGUGAGAAAAUAUUUGUUAGGCAUUUCAUUAGUAUUAAAAUUGAAUAAUGUUUCAUACAAAAUUGUUCUAACCUGCAGCUAACUUUAUUAUCAAUAUUUCUGAUCAUAUAUUUUAUUAUCAAUAUUUCUGAAAUUUUUUUAUAAAUCUUAAUACUAGUAUUAACAUUCCAGUUAUGUGUUGCAAAAUUUAUAAUUUUCAAAGCUAUUUUUGAAAUAAAAACAUAAAAAUAUUUUUUAGAGAGAUUCAAACGUAUAUGUUUUCAAAAACAAACAUAAGUUGGGUUUUGAAACUGGUUGAUGAUUUAAUUAUCUAUUUUAUUAGUUUUACUGUUUAAUAAUCAGCCACAGUUUUGCAGUUAAAAACAGUAUGUUCCCAAAAGAAAAGAUGCGCCACUUUCUUCCCCUUUUUCAAGCCUGUAUGAUUUCAUUAUAAGUAAUUUUUUCGAGAAGAAAUUGCACAUGCUGUAAAUGCCGUUGCACCUAAUCAUCACUUACAGGUGCCCCUAAGACCCAUAUUACUUUUCAUACCUCUCGUGCUAACCUGUGAUUAAUAAUUCUUUAAUUAUAGAGUAACAAGUAAAUAUUUUGAAUAAUCUUUAUUUAAUUUUAUGCAACUCAGUUACCAAAUUCCUAUUUUUAAGGUUUUUGACAUUAAUAUUUUUUUUCAAAGCUACUAUAGUUACUUUGGUAAAGUUUUACAAAGGUUAAAAUACGUUUAAAACUUAAAAUUUAGGAACUAAGUUCUAAAUAAAGCAUUUUUAUAAACCAAAUGCAACAAAAAGUGUUUCAAAAUGUUUAUUAGUUACUAAACAGGGAAUUAGUAUUUCCAUAGGUUAACACGGGAGGUGGGGAAGUAGAAUCUGAAUCCAGAACACCACAAAAUUACAUAGAAGUCUUCUGUUAUUAAACUCAAUUUUUUACAAAGCGUAACUUUUAUUUUGUGUUUUGUCCCCUGUUUGAAAUUAUUUUCUCCCUUUAUAUGGUUUAUUAAUUAAGAGAUACCACUGUGUGAGAAUGGUUGAUGAGAUAACUGAUACAUAGAAUAAUUCACAUUAUGUACUUGUAUUCCCACAAGAGGAGUCAGCUGGUAUAUGGGUCCAAUGAAUGGAGUUAUAUUGAGUAUUGUUAUAAUUUACUAUGGUACAUGCACUUUCACAUUUUUUUGCUUACUCAUGACUAGUUUGUAAUCGUGUUAAGUUAAUGUCAUAGGUCUGCAAAAAGUAUGAAAUAUUAAUGCUGUAUUUUCUUUUCUGUGGUUUUGAAAUGCUUUAGUGAUGUGUAGAAAUUAUAGUUUUUUAUUUGUAAAAAUUAUUCAGUGAGUCCUCAUUGUGCAGAAUCCAGUAAUUUAAGUCAGCAUGGUUGUGCUUCCUGUUGUACAUAUAUACAAGUACAAUAUCAAUAAAUUGUUUUAACCCUU
Messenger RNA from Parasteatoda tepidariorum (common house spider), 6368 nucleotides. RefSeq lists its product as uncharacterized. Gene Ontology annotation, cellular component: membrane. Lineage: Eukaryota; Metazoa; Arthropoda; Arachnida; Araneae; Theridiidae. The record is from RefSeq and is a predicted model, not a curated record.